CUUUGAGGGAGUUCUGAGGGUGUUUCAAUUGUGAUACAUUUUGUUUGUCAAGUAGCCUUGGUAUAGGCUUUAAUCUACACCUAAAAAAUGUCUAAAAGGGGCCAAAUUCAGAAAGAAUCGCAGCAGCAGGAGAUGGUUCAGGUCGAUCAGAUCGACAGGACUGGUCCUCCGUUCUGGGGAAGCCAAUCUUCAUCGCAGCGACAGAGUCCGAAUAGAAUAUUUGACCCAAAUACUGUGGUGGGAGCAUCGUACUCACAUGCAGACUUAUUAAAGACUAUAUCCCCCCAUUCAAGGUCGCACACGCCUUCUAGAUCCCCAAUACCAACUCGAAACCCUCGUAAUGCGAGCGAUUCCAAGUUAGCGAAUUCCGAUAUAACAUCGCCACGCCAGCCGUAUCGCAAUUUACUCCCGCAAGCAGGCGAACUUUGGAACGCUCAUCGAGAGCAUGACGACGACGAUGACGGCGAUAAUGAGGAUGAACUUGCGUAUGAUGACGACGAAGAUGAGUUCGGGCUCCCAAGCGUUACAAGUCUACGAAAGUCAAAAUUCCAAGGUUUGCGCCGGACGCAAGCUACCGAAAGUAGUUUCGAGAGUCAAACCGGCAGUCACGCAAACGGUUCGUCGGUGUUGGUACCCGAUCUCGGCGGUAUGCGCCUCCGAGCGAAUAGUUCAGACAUUGCAGAAGAACGGGGAACUCUGGCAUAUCCAAAUGCAAAAUCCACUGAGGGCAAGAUUCUAAGGCCGCAAUACAAAGAAAUAUUAAAUGAUCCGGCAAAUUCCCUCCAUUUAAUAAAUCAUUCACCGCCACCAUCUGGCGCAACUCCCAAACAGUUGGAAGCGCAUUCAGCUCGAAUAACUCGAAUUAACAAAUUUAAACGCAUCCUUCAAUCCAGCACGGUCUCUUUACCUGAGCUUCGGGAUCUGGCAUGGUCAGGUAUCCCUGAAGAGGUUCGAGCAAUGACUUGGCAGCUUCUCCUGGGCUAUUUACCAACAAAUAGUGAGCGCAGAGUUACAACUUUGGAAAGAAAGCGAAAAGAGUAUUUGGAUGGUGUCCAGCAAGCUUUUGAGCGCGGCCAUUCUACUCGAAACACCUCAUCUUCAAUACCACCUCCUGGAACUGGCCGCGGGUUGGACGAAGCGAUAUGGCAUCAAAUUAGCAUUGACAUACCCCGAACGAAUCCGCACAUUCCUUUAUACGGCUUUGAAGCUACUCAGCGUUCGCUGGAAAGAAUAUUGUAUGUUUGGGCCAUAAGGCAUCCAGCUAGUGGAUAUGUCCAAGGUAUAAAUGACCUUGUUACACCGUUCUGGCAGGUGUUUCUGAGUUCGUAUGUUACGGAUUUUGAUAUCGAGGAGGGUAUGGACCCCGGCCAGUUGCCAAAGCAGGUUCUCAAUGCUGUUGAGGCUGAUUCUUUCUGGUGUUUGACGAAACUUCUGGAUGGCAUACAAGACAAUUAUAUAUAUGCUCAACCAGGCAUUCAUCGGCAGGUAAAUGCGUUGCACGACCUCACCAGGCGCAUUGAUGCCACACUUGCAAAGCACCUGGAGAAAGAGGGCAUUGAGUUUAUGCAAUUCAGCUUUCGGUGGAUGAAUUGCUUACUGAUGAGGGAAAUCAGCAUCAAAAACACCAUUAGAAUGUGGGAUACAUAUAUGGCCGAGGAGCAAGGUUUCUCUCGUUUCCACCUUUAUGUUUGCGCAGCGUUUUUAGUAAAGUGGUCUGACCAGUUGCUCAAAAUGGACUUCCAGGAAAUUAUGAUGUUCUUGCAGGCGUUGCCGACACGCGAUUGGACCGAAAAGGAUAUUGAGCUGCUCUUGAGCGAAGCGUUCAUCUGGCAGAGCCUGUUCCAGAAUUCUAGUGCACACCUUCGAUCGGGAACGGCGAGCACCGCGAGUACGGGAUAA
Molecule: messenger RNA, 1899 nt
Organism: Coccidioides posadasii C735 delta SOWgp
Lineage: Eukaryota; Fungi; Ascomycota; Eurotiomycetes; Onygenales; Onygenaceae
Source: RefSeq, a predicted model, not a curated record